Messenger RNA from Ectocarpus sp. CCAP 1310/34, 783 nucleotides. Lineage: Eukaryota; Phaeophyceae; Ectocarpales; Ectocarpaceae. The record is from the annotation of a GenBank genome assembly.
AUGGGCUGGAGUGGCGGCGGCGGCAGCUGCGGCGGCAACAACAGCAGCACCGGGGCCACGAGUCCGCGCAGGUCAGUCUCGAGCGCGAUGGCGGGCACGACGUCAUCUUCACAGCAGGGCGAGGACGGGAACGGGGGGCGCUUUGGUUGGAGUCCGUCCUCCCCGACAACCCCUGCCCCUUCUCUGCAGCAGGGGAGCGGUAGGGGUGGUGUUGGCAACGUGGACUACGGCAUGGGCUUCAUGGGUAACAGCAGCGGCGACGAAAACUUGACCACCGAAGACCCGUACGUGCGGCCUUCCCUCAACAGAGCCAUCAUCGAGCUGUCGGACACCUGCCACCGGCUGCUGUCGUUCAAGGUGUAGGCGAUGUGGGACUGCAUCGCGCACGACGCUUUGGGUCAGCAUGUGUGGCACUACCCGGCCUUCAAGAAGUACCGCGGGCUUGGCAACCUCACCCUGCUCGUGUACAUGUGGGAGGUCAACAUUUGGGUGCCGAGAGAGAUACACCAAGAGACACACACGCAGGGAAAGAGAGAGGGGGACAGAGACAGAAGGAGAGACAGCGAUAGCCCCUGUGACAGAGGCAGAGAAGGGAAGUAGAUACAUUUCUUGUCACACUCCAUUUUUUCGUGAUGGUAGGACUUGGAACAGGGCGAGGCAAUCGUGUCUUUUGCGGUCCUGCUUGCACAAUGUGUUCAUGCACUCCAUGUCGCAUCACGAGCCAAUCUUAAGGGCGAAACACGUCGGGUUAGACACCCUUUGCGAUGUUUACGUGGUCUGCGU